GACUUUUCAUCUGAUUGGCUUAUAACUUCUAUAUGAAGUGAGCCUAUGGUCUUUGGUUCACAUGUUUGGCUCACUUCCGUGGACCGCAUACCACACUAUAUUCCGAACAUGAUGAUUCACAUCAUUUUUUGAAUGAAUAAAAAAAUCUGAAAGUUUUUGGGUAAAAAUUAGUAAGACGCUACAACCGAAUUAUAAUUAAUGUAACUCAUGUUUUCUCAGCAACAAGGCAUUAUCACUUCUUAUUUUCUAGAUUUUUUAAUUAUUCUACACUAAUACUGUCUGGAAUGCCAGGUCCUUCGAACGUGAAAAAGCAAAGAAAGCUGCACCUGGUUCAAAACAUUUCCGCAUCGCGAAGAAUCGCUAACAGUGUUGCAAAAAAGACACGUAAACUACAAAAUGAUCUUAUUUCUGACAUAGAUCAACCAACUGGUAAUGAACAUUUCACGUAUAAAAAACGUCCAUUUGCUGGUCCAUCAUAUCAAAAAUUGUCAAAUUUUCUUGAACAACAAAAUACAGAUGUUGCUGAAGAUACAAAUGAUUAUUAUCAGAUAAUUCACAACUCGUUUUUGUUAGAAUUAAUGAAACAAACUAUUUGUAUCUCAUGUAAAUCAACAUGGAAUGGUGAUAUGUCUGUUGCAAAAAGGGAAGGAUUAUAUUGUUCUCUGGUGUUUACAUGUCAUUGCUCGAACGAAAUUAAAAUCAAUACAUCUAAACAAUGUCCAAAAACUUCUCAACGAGAUAUUAAUAUUCGAAGUGCAAUUGGUGCAAAUUUUGCCGGAAUAAGUCAUCAAGGUCUUGUAAAACUUUGUGGUGUUUUGAACGUACCACCUCCUAUAGAUGAUGAUCAUUUUUCUCGUACUAUUACACAUAUACUUCCGGUAUUUGAAUCACACAAACUCAAUUCAAUGAAAAAUGCUAUAGAAGAAGCAUGUAGUGAAUCAAAUAAACGUGAACUUACUGUAAGCAGAGACGGGACCUGGCAAAAACGCGGCUUUUCUAGUUUACAUGGAGUUGUUGAAGUAAUGUCAACUGGUUCCAGUACAAAAGUUUUGGAUUUGGAGAGAUUAUCAAAAAGUUGUUCAAUUUGUACAGGUGCACUUAGUAUCAAACAUUCAAAUCCAACAAAAUAUGAAGAAAUUAAAAAUAAACAUAAAUGUGAAAUAAAUCAUUCAGGUUCUAUGGAAGCAGAUGGAAUAUAUCGUUUAUUUUCACGAUCUGAGAGAAUGUACAACGUUCAAUACAUAAAUUAUGUAGGAGACGGGGAUUCUAAAGUUUUUCCAAAAUUAACUAGCAAACCUCCAUAUGAAAAUGUAUCAAUCAAAAAAAUAGAAGACGUUAAUCAUUUCGCGAAAAAAAUGUUACAUCGUUUACAAAAGAUAGCAGAAGAUUUGAAAAAAACAAAAAUUGAUGGAAAACUUGGUAUUGGUGGAAAAGGCCGAAUGACAAAUCGUGAAGAAUAUGAUCAUAAUAAGCAUAGUUUAUCAUUAGGCAUUAUGAAAGCAAUUCGACCAGUGUUUGAUGAAUUAGCUCACCCUGAUACUCUAAAGAAAGUGAUCAAUGGUGGAUCUCAAAACAGCAAUGAAAGCUUCCAUGCCGUUUUAUGGAAUUUAGCACCAAAGACUCGAUAUGCUACUGGUGUAGUCAUUGAUCUAUGUGCAGCAAUUGCUGUAUUAUCAUUUAAUGAUGGUGAUCAAUCAAUUUUACCAGUUAUAGCUGAAUUAACAGGUGGUGGUUGUGGUUUUUGCACAAAAGUUGUACUAAAAAGACUUGAUGAACGUCGUGUAUAUUACGAACAUAAACAAAAAAGAACAAAACAAGAAAAAACAAAAUUAACUAAAGAAACACUUGAUUCAGAACAAGGUGAUCGUAUGAGUCUUGGUGUUAAUGAUGACAGCUCAUUAGAUGAUUCAUAUAUACCUGGUGCGUAUUAA
Messenger RNA from Rotaria sp. Silwood1, 1931 nucleotides. The record is from the annotation of a GenBank genome assembly. Lineage: Eukaryota; Metazoa; Rotifera; Eurotatoria; Philodinida; Philodinidae.